Momordica charantia (bitter melon) is the source of this 1523-nucleotide messenger RNA. Its product is annotated as serine carboxypeptidase-like 35. Gene Ontology annotation, molecular function: serine-type carboxypeptidase activity. Gene Ontology annotation, cellular component: vacuole. Lineage: Eukaryota; Viridiplantae; Streptophyta; Magnoliopsida; Cucurbitales; Cucurbitaceae. Gene Ontology annotation, biological process: proteolysis. The record is from RefSeq and is a predicted model, not a curated record.
UUCUCUCUAAUGGCUCCUCUUUGGAAUUCGCUCCUCUUGUCUCUGCUUCUCGCGACGGCGGCGGCGGACGAGGAAGCGCAGCGGAGAGAGGCGGACAGAGUGACGGGGUUGCCGGGGCAGCCGCCGGUGAAUUUCCGGCACUACGCCGGCUACGUGAAGCUGGAAGUGGAAGAGGAGAAGGCAUUGUUCUACUGGUUCUUCGAAGCGCAAAACGACGUCGCUCGGAAGCCCCUCGUUCUCUGGCUCAACGGAGGACCAGGCUGCUCAUCCAUAGCCUAUGGAGCUGCACAAGAGUUGGGCCCCUUCCUAGUUCAGAGCAAUGGCCAGUUAAAACUCAACAAAUUCUCUUGGAACAAAGCUGCAAAUAUGCUAUUUUUGGAGUCACCAGUGGGAGUGGGAUUCUCUUAUACAAACAAAUCAUCAGAUUUGCACAAGCUUGGAGAUAGAAUCACAGCUCAAGAUUCUUAUAAUUUUCUUCUUGGAUGGUUCAAAAGGUUCCCAAGUUUCAAACUCCAUGAUUUCUAUCUAGCUGGAGAAAGCUACGCCGGUCAUUAUGUUCCCCAGCUUGCUGACCUAAUCUAUGAAAGAAACAAACAUUCCAGCAAGGAUUCACUCAUUAAUCUCAAGGGUUUCAUGAUAGGAAAUGCUGUGAUAAACGAUGAGACAGAUUCAAAAGGGAUGAUAGACUAUGCAUGGAGCCAUGCGAUCAUUUCUGAUCAACUGUACCACAACAUAGUCAAAGGAUGUGGAUUCGCACUUGAUUCCAGCUCCAAUAACCAAUCAGAAACAGCCAAUUGUGAUAAUCAUAUUAGAGGCUUCUUGUUGGCUUACUCCGACAUUGAUAUCUAUAGCAUUUAUGCUCCUCUCUGCCUCUCUCCUUCCUCUUCUCCGACCACCCCGAGACUCAUCGGUGUCUCUCCUCGAAUCUUUACCAAGCAUGAUCUAUGGCACAAGCUUCCGUCAGGGUAUGAUCCAUGUACGGAAGAUUAUGCGGAGAAGUUUUUUAAUAGAGAGGAUGUUCAGAAGGCUCUCCAUGCUAAUGUCACCCGCCUGUCAUAUCCUUACACCCCUUGCAGUGGUGUGAUUGGGCAGUGGACUGACUCUUCUGAUUCUGUGUUGUCUAUCAUUCGCAAACUACUCAAUGCUGGUUUACGUAUUUGGGUUUAUAGCGGAGACACCGAUGGACGGGUACCGAUAACGUCGACGAGAUAUAGCAUAAACAAGAUGGGGUUGGAAGUAGAAGAAGAAUGGAGGACAUGGUAUCACAAGCAUCAAGUGGCUGGUUGGGUUGAAACCUACAAAGGAGGGUUCACCUUGGCCAGUGUAAGAGGGGCUGGCCACCAAGUCCCUGUCUUUGCUCCUCAUCAAUCCCUCUCCCUCUUCUCCCAUUUCCUCUCUACCAAGCCUUUGCCUCCUGCUCGGUUUUAAAUCGUCCAGUCGAGUUAGAUAUGUUCAAUAACUAUUUUAUUUCGGACAAGACAAACUUGCUAGCUUGAUAAUAAGUUCCUCGUUUUCGUUAUUUA